AUGCAGUCACUCCGAGUCGCGCUCAUCGCUGCUGCGUUGUCAGCCACCGUCACUCGGGUAGACUGCGGACUAGCGGAGCUGUUCAACACUAGUUCCGAUAACAACAUUCCGGAGCUGUUGGACACUACGAUGAGGCUGGCCAACAACGAUGUGAACUACUUUACAAAGGUGGACGUUAUUGGCCCGGUUGAGAGAGAAGUUACGUUUUUUUGUGGCAAUAGAAAGUCGCCUGAAUUAAGGCAAACUUUUCUGUAUGAUCCUGACCUAAAGGCGAAAAUCGAUGCCAACAAACCGAUAAUGUUCAUCACUCACGGGUGGACCGAUAAUGUUACGAAGAUUUGGGUCCAAGAUAUGGCACUGACGUUUUUCGACACCAACGUUUGUGGCGUUGGAUGGGCAAACCUGGCCCAUUUGAACUACCUUGAGUCGGUCAAACAAACGUUGGUUGUUUCUGGUUACAUGACCAAGUUUAUCCAAACGCUGCUUGACUUGGGAAUCCCACCGUUGUCGGUUACCUUGGUGGGUCACAGCUUGGGGGCUCAAAUCAGCGGACAGGUUGGCUACAACUUCAACGGCAAACUGGGACGGAUCUUCGGAUUAGAUCCGGCUGGACCAUCGUACACACGGCCUCCAGGUGGACCGUUAUCCUUCCGUCUCGACAAAUCGGACGCCGUGUACGUGCAAAUGAUCGUGACGGCCAAGAACGUGUCCGGCGUUUCCGUUGCCGAAGCUCACGAGAACUUCUUCCCGGACGGAGGGUCUCCACCGUCACCCAACUGUGCCAUCCCAAUAUCAAGCGAUGCGGAAUUCGCGGAUGCACUUCUUUGCAGUCAUCUGCAUGCCAACACGCUGUUCCGACUGUCGAUGAACCCGCAGAUUGUGUACAGGGCAAGGCUUUGCACCAGUUGGACGGACUACCUGGCGGGCAAGUGUCUGUUUAAUCGCACGACACGGAUGGGAAUCUACAGCUCGCGUUUGGGAGGGGACUUUUAUCUUCGGACAUCGGCAAAAUCACCCUAUACGACGACAGUGUAA
Messenger RNA from Culex pipiens pallens (northern house mosquito), 1035 nucleotides. RefSeq names its product phospholipase A1 member A-like. The coding region runs from base 1 to 1035 and encodes 344 amino acids. Gene Ontology annotation, molecular function: lipase activity. Lineage: Eukaryota; Metazoa; Arthropoda; Insecta; Diptera; Culicidae. The record is from RefSeq and is a predicted model, not a curated record. The transcript has 3 exons.